Molecule: messenger RNA, 1810 nt
Organism: Tachysurus vachellii
Lineage: Eukaryota; Metazoa; Chordata; Actinopteri; Siluriformes; Bagridae
Gene: adra2db
Product: adrenergic, alpha-2D-, receptor b
Exons: 1
Coding region: 239-1459 (406 amino acids)
Biological process (GO): adenylate cyclase-activating adrenergic receptor signaling pathway
Cellular component (GO): membrane
Molecular function (GO): adrenergic receptor activity
Source: RefSeq, a predicted model, not a curated record
GGGAAAAUAUCUUGUAUAUCCAGGAUUAUUACUUGCAUUCAGUUUUCCUCUGUCAGAAUGACUGGGCAUGAGAGGACACAGCGCGCAAGCGACGACGAAUACAAGAGGAACGACGCCGCCUUCCAUAAUUCGGGGCAAACUGUGGAACGCCGACAGAGAAUUUAGUUGGAAUAAAAAGUGAAUGGAGCGAGCAGGCUUGGAUGGAUACAAUGGGUGACCCCGAGCAAAUGCAUCAAGAAUGGAUAUAGCGGAGGCGAGUUUUCCUGCGCUCAACUCCUCCGCGAACAGCACGAACGCACCCAAACUUCCGCCGCACUCGCGCUGCGCGGCCGCUUUCAUCAUCCUGGUGGUCACAGUGAUCAUUUUGGUCACCAUCGUAGGGAAUGUGCUUGUGGUGGUGGCCGUGUUCACGAGCCGCGCUCUGCGCGCACCUCAGAACCUUUUUCUGGUGUCACUAGCGUCGGCGGACAUUCUGGUGGCCACACUGGUCAUCCCGUUCUCUCUAGCCAACGAGGUGAUGGGAUAUUGGUACUUCGGCAGCACGUGGUGCGCGCUCUACUUGGCGCUCGACGUGCUCUUUUGCACCUCGUCCAUCGUGCACCUGUGCGCUAUCAGCCUUGACCGCUACUGGUCGGUAACGAGCGCCGUGAGCUACAACUUGAAGCGCACGCCACGCCGCGUCAAGACUAUGAUCGCCGCUGUGUGGAUCAUCUCAGCUGUGAUCUCGUUCCCACCGCUUGUCAUGACCAAGCAUGACGAGCUCGAGUGCCUGCUAAACAACGACACUUGGUACAUCUUGUCCUCGUGCGCCGUGUCCUUUUUCGCACCGGGCCUUAUCAUGGUGUCCGUGUACUGCAAGAUCUACAGAGUGGCUAAACAAAGGGCCGCCACCGUGUUUGUGGCCAAACCCAGCAUGGCGCGCCAGCCCUCACUCUCUGAGACGGGUUUUGUUCGCAAAGGAAAGUCCGAACCGACUAGUCCGAGUGUGUGCGGCUCUAACGAGCAAAACCAAGGCGAGCUGGACGCCAUCGAUCUGGAAGAGAGCUGCGUCUCCAAUGCGCACUCGGCCAGAGGCGGCAAAGUGGAACUCGCGUGUGUGUGCGCACGUUCCAAGCUGGACGCGCGCGCGUCGGAAGUGUGUGACGAUGAACCUGUGAAUCGUGUACGACAGAGCUCUCUGUCCAAAGCCAAACUGGCUCAGAUGCGUGAGAAACGAUUUACUUUCGUGUUGGCUGUGGUUAUGGGUGUCUUUGUGCUCUGCUGGUUCCCGUUUUUCUUUACCUACAGCCUUCAUGCCGUGUGCAGAGAGAGCUGCACGAUACCUGACACGCUGUUUAACCUUUUUUUCUGGAUCGGCUACUGCAACAGCUCAGUAAACCCAAUCAUUUACACCAUAUUUAACCGGGACUUUCGGAGAGCAUUUAAAAAGAUCAUGUGCCACAACCCACUGAGAGCCUGAAUGCAAAUUAUUUUUUAUUGGUGAAGCAUUUUACCUGCUGACCCAGCAUAUAGUGAAUGGAAGUUUGUUUGUGUGUGUGUGUGUGUGUGUGUGUGUGUGUGUGUGUGUGUGUGUGUGUGUGUGUACAUAUUAUAGGAAACUUUCUAUUCUCUCAUGUUUACAUGUCUAGAUAAGGAUGCUGAGAUUUCACCUUUAUAAAAUGAUCCACAGUGAUGGAUUAACAUCUACAGUGUUGAUGUAAGAGUGGAACUGGACACAAAUGAUUUGCAUUGUGCUGUGAAUGUAGCUGUAGGAGAGUCUGACGCGCCCAAUGAAAGAUCCAGAAACAAUGCAUUUCCAGUAACUGCAACA